Ipomoea triloba (trilobed morning glory) is the source of this 1202-nucleotide messenger RNA. RefSeq lists its product as uncharacterized. Lineage: Eukaryota; Viridiplantae; Streptophyta; Magnoliopsida; Solanales; Convolvulaceae. Bases 349 to 843 code for a protein of 164 amino acids. The record is from RefSeq and is a predicted model, not a curated record. The transcript has a single exon.
UUCAAUUUCUAAUAGAGGUAUCCGGGGACCUAUGGAUAGAUUUAUGGUGAAAGGGAAUGCCAGUGGUGAUGAAACAACCAUUAUUACACCACCUCAAAAUGUAAAGGAAUUACGUCAACAAGUUUGUUUAGAUGUUGGGAGGUUUUUCUAUGAAAAUGCAAUACCGUUCAAUGUGGUAAGGAAUCCUUCAUUUGUGAGCAUGUUUCGGUCAGUUGGUGCAUAUGGUCGAGGAUUUAAGCCUCCUAGCAUGUACGAGUUUAGGACGUGGAUUUGAAGGAAGAAUUUAAGACAACCGAAGGAUUUGUUAAUGAUAUUAAGAGUACAUGGCCAUUAACUAGAGUUUCAAUCAUGUUUGAUGAUUGGCAAGAUGUUAGACAUAGGAGUCUAAUUAAUUUCCUUGUUAAUAAUCCUAGUGGCACAGUUUUUCUAAAAUAUGUUGAUGCUUCUGAACAUGUUAAGGAUGCUAAAUUGUUGUUUCGGUUGCUUGAUAAAGUUGUUGAGAAAGUUGGAGAAGAACUUGUGGUUCAAGUGAUCACUGAUAAUGCAAGCAACUACCGUGCAACGGGGUUAAUGCUUAUGGAGAAGAGAAAGCAUUUAUACUGGACUCCAUGUGCUGCACAUUGUCUUGAUCUAAUGCUAGAGAAGAUUGGAGAGUUGUCACAACACAAAAAUGCUUUGAUCAAGGCAAAGAAAGUGAGCUUGAACUUGAACUUGAUGAGACAAUUCACGAAUAUAGAGCUUAUUAGGUCGGUUGCCACUAGAUUUUCCACUGCAUAUUUGACGUUGCAAAGCAUUUAUCAGGUGAGGCAACCAUUGGAAUUUGGAAGUUAUGUUCACUUAUGAAAAGUGGACAAACAGAAGUUAUGCAAGCGAAGCUGAUGGGAAGGAAGUUAGAAAAAUAAUGUUGAAGGAUUAACAACUUUUGGCCUAGUUUGAUUUAUGAUAUCAAGACCACAAAACUAUUGGUUGAAAUGUUGAGGCUAGUAGAUAGAGACAAAGAGCCUGCUAUGGGUUUUCUUUAUAAUGCUAUGGAUGAGGCUAAAGAAAAGAUAGCAAAAAACUUGGGUGGAGAAGAAAAAGAUUACAAGGAGAUAUGGGGAGAUCAUUGAUGAAAAAUAGGAUUUUCAUAUGCACUGAUAUUUGCAUGCAACUGCCUACUAUCUAAAUCUCCGUUGCCAUUAUUCUCCUGAUUUUUCUACACA